Messenger RNA from Rhagoletis pomonella (apple maggot), 860 nucleotides. RefSeq names its product mucin-17-like. The record is from RefSeq and is a predicted model, not a curated record. Lineage: Eukaryota; Metazoa; Arthropoda; Insecta; Diptera; Tephritidae. Bases 265 to 729 code for a protein of 154 amino acids. The transcript has 4 exons.
CAACGUCAGCCAGAAAAUUACUUUUUUCCUUUUGCUUCAUCUUGUCGUAGUUCGACGGAUUGAGUAAAAAUCCCCAAUGACGCAAGCUUAACGUAAGCAUUUGGUCUCGAAUACAACAGAUGGCGCCAUUGCUAAUUCAUGAAUGGCAAUAUCCUGAAUGGCUGAAAUGUCAUUCAAGAAAUAACCUAUCACGAGGAGAAACGGUUUCAGACGCUUGCCUGCAUCGAUUUGCAACCCUUUGCCUUGAGCACACAGCACGGAUUAAUGCCCUGUAAACGGAUAAAGAGAAGAUGCCCGAAGUGUAAGUGGUUCUGUAUAUUCUGCGGGUCUGUUGCUGGAAGCAAUUUGCAGAACGAUUCCAAGGUGAUCGUAGCAUCAACGUCCAACACUAAUUUUUCAGCAACCGCAGCAGACACUGGUUCAACCGUUGUGACUUCACCAUCUAGCACUCCCACCCAAGCCACCUACUAUCUUAUAUACCACAGUGGAUUUCAACUAAGUAUUCCACCGAAUACAGUGCCACCACCAUUUACACCUGCGCAUUUUACCAGUACGACCAACUCUGGCACAUCCCCUUCGUCGGGACAAGUUACACAGUCUGCAGUUGGCGGAGCUUAUAGUUUGCUUGCGAACACAUCAAUAACUGCUGCUGCAGCUGUAGGUACAAGAACAACAGCAGGAAAUACUUCAACAGCAACAACAACGAAGAAGGCGGCAACGAAUAAGUGAUGGGGUGAGUGCGUUUGAGGUAUCUGAAUAAAAUUAAGGACAGGAUUGCAGUGGAGCGCUGAAGAGAGCGACGAGCAAAACGUACUUUCAACUAAAAUGCUAAUAUACAUACCUAAGCACACAUGCAUGUA